Penicillium maclennaniae is the source of this 1119-nucleotide messenger RNA. RefSeq names its product FPP/GGPP synthase family protein. Gene Ontology annotation, molecular function: prenyltransferase activity. The coding region runs from base 1 to 1119 and encodes 372 amino acids. The record is from RefSeq and is a predicted model, not a curated record. NCBI's taxonomy places the organism in Eukaryota, Fungi, Ascomycota, Eurotiomycetes, Eurotiales, Aspergillaceae. Gene Ontology annotation, biological process: isoprenoid biosynthetic process. The transcript has 2 exons.
AUGAAUCCCUCAUUCCAACCACCAAACCCUGUUCCCCCAAGGACUAGCUCUACAGGGGCUACGAAUGGUUCGAGCAGUCCGCCCUCCCACCGCCACAGGACGUCGCUCGGGGAAGAUUCGACGGGACAGACCAAGCACAGACACCAGCGUAACAAAUCCAGCGUGGAUGGCACGAAAUAUAAGGAUGGAACGUGGUCCUCAAAGAAUGAAGAGAUCCUCAUGGGUCCCUAUGACUAUAUGCACCAGCAUCCCGGCAAGGAUGUGCGUCGUCAGCUGAUCGAGGCAUUCAAUUCCUGGCUCCAGGUACCCUCCGAGAGUUUGGCGAUCAUUUCCAAGGUGGUGACAAUGCUACACACAGCUUCGCUACUAAUCGACGAUGUCGAGGACGAUUCAGUCCUCCGCCGUGGAAUUCCCGUCGCGCACAAUAUCUUCGGCACAGCUCAAACUAUCAACUCCGCCAACUACGUCUACUUCCUCGCCCUCCAAGAGAUCCAACAACUGAAUAACCCCACCGCUAUCGACAUCUACGUAAAGGAGCUGCUGAACCUCCAUCGCGGCCAAGGCAUGGAUCUCUUUUGGCGUGACACCCUCACGUGCCCAACUGAAGACGAGUACUUAGAGAUGGUCGGCAACAAAACAGGGGGCCUCUUCCGCCUAGCCGUGAAGCUAAUGCAAGCCGAGAGUAGAACUGGAAAAGACUGCGUGAGCCUAGUAAACGUGAUGGGUCUGAUCUUCCAAAUCUGCGAUGACUACCUCAACCUGUCCAGCACGAAAUACACCCAAAACAAGGGUCUGUGUGAGGACUUGACCGAGGGCAAAUUUUCCUUCCCAAUUAUUCACAGCAUUCGCGCCAAUCCCUCCAAUCACCAGCUUCUCAGCAUCCUGAAGCAGAAGACCAAAGACGACGAGGUCAAGCGCCAUGCUGUGCAUUACAUGGAGAGCACCGGCAGCUUCGCGCACACGCGGCAGACAGUGGCCGAGCUUCGCGAUCGAGCUUUGAAUCUCGUCGAGAUGAUCGACGCCACGCCCCGCAUCAACGGUGCCGGGGACGGGUCGAUGGUGCGUGCAGUGUUGCAUAAAAUUGUGGAGACCACGCUGUCGGACGAAGUUGCACAGUAG